Messenger RNA from Aphanomyces invadans, 1349 nucleotides. RefSeq lists its product as hypothetical. The record is from RefSeq and is a predicted model, not a curated record. The coding region runs from base 278 to 1171 and encodes 297 amino acids. Lineage: Eukaryota; Oomycota; Saprolegniomycetes; Saprolegniales; Verrucalvaceae. Gene Ontology annotation, molecular function: protein binding. The transcript has a single exon.
GCGCUAGCCACCCAUUGAGUGGGCAGCUCACUUUUCAAUUACCCUUACCUUACCCAGUCCUCCCAGUGUUAUUCGGCCAAGAUGAAGUCCGAGUAAAUGCUGCGAGUCCAAGUAAAGUAAACCUCCUCCCGAUGAACAUGCUGCUCUAGCCGCUACGGAGGAUAUGACCCCCCCCUAUCACUUACGUUAACGAUGGACUCCUGCCACGGAAACCCGAUCUACGGAACCCUCACCCUUACUAUCCAACGAAUUGACAAACAACAACCAACCUGUGAUCAUGACCACGACUAUGAAUAUGAUGUUGCCUGCGAUGCUGGCCCCCGAGUUUCCCCACAUGAUAGCAUCCCGUCGUGUGGAAGUGGACGGUUUUACCUUCCAAGACCCUAACCAACCCUCCAUGGAUUUUGAUUUUGACAACGACGAAGACGCUGCCAAAGACGUCGACGACUUCACCUCGUUGCUUUCAAGUAUCGACGACGACGAAACCGCCCGAGACAUUGAUGAGUUUGCCGCCUUGAUGAAUGUGCUCGCUAAGAGCCAGGAAGAAAGCGUGUCUGAUUUGUCUGAAGUCUCGAUCGAAGAUUUGAUGACGGAGCAAGUGUUUGUCGAAGCAGAAGACGUUUUAGUCAACCCUGACACGAAGGAUGACGAAGAAAUGGAGUCCGACUACGACAGCGACGAUGACGACUUCGUUCCGCCCUCCCCUGUCUACUCUGCCCCUCACAGCUUUUUGGCUCCCAUCGAUCCACGUUGCUGCAUUCAAAGUUCAAUCUUCAAGUCGGUUGAUUCGCGUAUCCCAAUGAUCAAUCCUCCGAAGAUGGACGUGUCCUUUGGUCGCGUGUCUGUCAACGCAGUUUGCACUAAAGCCGACAUGACUUGUUUGGCUCGAUCUCUCUCAUUUGGAUCUGCGCCGUCUUCUCCAGGAUCAAUGUGUUCUGCCGAUUCGAAUGACACCUGCUACGUUCACGAAUCCGACAAGUGCUGGGUGUGCAAGUCGGACAAAUCUGAAGAGCGCAAGCGUGUGUUGCACCGCUAUGUAGAAAAGCGAUACCGUCGGAACUGGAAACGUGGGGCUCGCUACACUGCCCGCAGCCGUGUGGCGUCGUCCCGUGUCCGAGAAGGUGGUCGAUUUGUUACCAAGUGCGACUGGGUUGCAGCCAACGAAAUCUAAACUCAGGGAACACUCAGCGACCAACAAAAACAGAAAAAACAAAAACAGCAAAAGCCAAGAAACAGAUGCAUGUGCCAUGACUAACCGACGGAGAUUGUGGUUUAGAUGAUUCGAGCAGUAGGAAUGAGCUCGUUGUCGCUUUUUCCAGGCGUGUAAUUGAAUUGUUUGUGUACCUCCA